AUGAAUUUUGAAAUUAAAUGUAAUUGGGGUAUAAACAACAUUAACAACAACAAUGAAAAUAGUAAUACGAGAAAUGAAAAAAAUUUAAAAGAUUAUAUAGUUUUUUUUAUAAAUGAUAAUGACAGUUUAGAAACACCUCAAGAACCAAUUCAAUUAAGUAAAGGUGAAUGUCAAGAAUCCUGUCAAUUGGAUUUAACAUUAUCAAAUUCGAAUUUAAUUAAAAUUCAAAGUAUUUAUAUAGAGUCACAAAGUCGUGUUCAAGAAUUUUUAAUACAUAAAUCAAAGGAAUAUAUAGGUACACAAAAAUCUUUAUUAAUCGAUGACUCUAAUCCAAAACUAUAUUCUACAGAGUAUAUACUACCCAAUAAUAUACCACCAACUACAGAUUUAUCAAUUAAAUUUUUAUCAUUAUUAAAUAAAGAAACAUUUUUAAUUUCAAAAAUUAUUUUAGAUUGUAAAAUAACAAAUAUAAAACCAGAAAUAAAUCAAAUAGAUAUUAAUAAUAAUAAUAAUAAUAAUAAUAAUAAUAAUAAUAAAUCUACAAUACCAAAUCCUAAUCCUAAUGAUGUUAAUAACCUUUUAUCUUUAAUGACAAUGUUAAAACCUCCAAGCAGUAGCACAACAAAUAAUCAAUUCUCAAUGCCACUUCAACAAAAUCCUAUUACAACAUCAUCACAACCAACAAUACCACAAAUAAAACCAAAAAAUGAAAAUGAAGAAAUUAAAAAAUCAAUUUUAGAAAGUGAAAAUAGAAUAAUGGAUUAUAUGGAUAAAAAAUUUCAAAUAAUAUUUAAUAAAAUGGAAGAGUUGGAAAAUAAAAUAAAUAAAAUAAAUAAUGUAGUAUAA
Molecule: messenger RNA, 846 nt
Organism: Dictyostelium purpureum
Lineage: Eukaryota; Evosea; Eumycetozoa; Dictyosteliales; Dictyosteliaceae
Exons: 2
Coding region: 1-846 (281 amino acids)
Source: RefSeq, a predicted model, not a curated record